Coffea eugenioides is the source of this 702-nucleotide messenger RNA. RefSeq names its product DNA polymerase epsilon subunit 3-like. Gene Ontology annotation, cellular component: epsilon DNA polymerase complex; CHRAC. The coding region runs from base 1 to 555 and encodes 184 amino acids. Gene Ontology annotation, molecular function: protein heterodimerization activity; chromatin DNA binding. The transcript is spliced from 2 exons. Gene Ontology annotation, biological process: leading strand elongation; DNA damage response; heterochromatin formation. The record is from RefSeq and is a predicted model, not a curated record. Lineage: Eukaryota; Viridiplantae; Streptophyta; Magnoliopsida; Gentianales; Rubiaceae.
AUGGCACAAUUGUUCAUCAAAACAACCAGAAAGCAAUUUAGAGUCAAACUCAUGAUACCAAUUAUAAAAGGGAUAAUUUCAGAUACCUCCCCUGAGGUUUCUGACAGAAUGGUGGAAAAAGAGAAAGAGAAAGAGAAAGCGAAGGAGAAUGGUGAAGUGACGACGGUGACAGAAUCGACGGCUAGGGAAUUAGAGGAGCUGCCGAAGACAAUUGUCCUGCGGCUGGUGAAAGAUAAGCUCUCUCAGCUCUCUGCCGAGUCUGAAAUCUCCGUUUUCCGCGAAGCCCUGCAGGCCUUCUCUGAAAGUGGUCGCAUCUUCAUCCACUACCUCACCGCAGCUGCAAAUGAUAUAUGCAAGGAGUCGAAUAGGCAGAUAAUAAAUGCUGAGGAUGUUUUCAAGGCGCUUGAGGAGAUAGAUUUUCCAGAGUUUGUUCAGUCUCUCAGGGCCUUUCUUGAAGAAUUUCGCCAAAGGAAUGCCUCUCAGACAUUUUUUUUUGGCUUAGUUUUGGUUUUCCUGAAAUCUUUCAUUGGGCCUAUAGCCCUUUCCUUCUAUUGACAUUGAACAAAGCGUGCACUCAUUGUUACAAACCACAAAUUUAUUUUAAUGUUGGGGUUGAGCAGCUUUUUUUUUUUUAAUCUUUGAUCAGCUCUUGUACUAGUUCUGAACUGGAAACAAGAUUUACACACUAGUGUCUUGUGCGCA